Molecule: messenger RNA, 411 nt
Organism: Fusarium redolens
Lineage: Eukaryota; Fungi; Ascomycota; Sordariomycetes; Hypocreales; Nectriaceae
Exons: 1
Coding region: 1-411 (136 amino acids)
Molecular function (GO): protein binding
Source: RefSeq, a predicted model, not a curated record
AUGGCUACUUUCCUCGAGCCAAAAGAACUUGCCACUUUGCUCCGCACUAGCAAGCAAAUCUACCCUAUCAUUGAAGAUAUCUUAUACUCCCACGAUGCGAAAAGCGACAGCCCAGCUGCCCUACUCUGGGCUGUAAAGAAAGGAAGGUUAAACACGGUCAGGAAGGCCAUCAUUGCUCACAAGUGGCAGUGUACUUCCCAUGACAUAGAGUCAGAAUGCACAAUUCAAUCGACAUUAAACGGGGUCCUUUGCCUAGCAUCAUCGGGAGGGCAUACACGUAUUGUCCAACUUCUUCUCGAUGAAGGCGCCGAUGCUGGUGCACAAAGAGGAGGGCGCGCAACAGCCCUACAGCUAGCAACAUUACAUCGCCAUGAGAAGAUUAUCCAGGUCCUGUGCGCUACUGCUAGUUGA